This is a messenger RNA of Drosophila teissieri, 1425 nucleotides long. RefSeq lists its product as uncharacterized. The record is from RefSeq and is a predicted model, not a curated record. NCBI's taxonomy places the organism in Eukaryota, Metazoa, Arthropoda, Insecta, Diptera, Drosophilidae. The transcript has a single exon. The coding region runs from base 329 to 1345 and encodes 338 amino acids.
CCUUGGGUGGGACGUGGUUUCCGGUUACUUUGGGUUAUUUGAGGGUGUGCAGCUUCGGUGCAUUUUGUGCUAGGAUUUGGAUACGUUCUGGCUGCGGUUAGCAUAAUUUCAAGAGGUAGAACUUAUAUGAUUUCAUAAAAAGUAGGCCUUUGCAGCGACUUCAAUGUCAGGGCUACAACUCCAUGGCUUAGAUCAUUAGUUUUUCGUUACCGCUUUCACCGAAUUCAACUAGUAAAAUCAAACUAUUUAAGCCAACUAAAAAUUUUUAAGUAUAUCCAGCUACCGCGAAAUAGCUUAGGAUACCGAUACUCUACUCUGCAUUGACGCAAUGCAUUCAUCGGGCAGAAGCAGUGGACAAAGUCUUGGAGCGGGCUCAAUAGCCCGCGGUGGAGGAGCGAACACCAACUCCGGGGGCACAGUGCGAAACAAGUUAGCGGCACCUCUAUCGACGCAGACGGCGGGAACACGGCGACCUGUUCACGGCGGAGCGGGCGAUGGGGGAUCCGAUGCGGCUUGGAAGCAGACCGGUCGUCGCCUGGGCAAGUCCAGUCCUCCUGCUCGGCUGGUCCAGCCCACUGUAGCCUCCGGCCUGAGGGCCAGCAGCAACAGGCAGACGGCCAAGCAGAAGUUCGAGAAAGCGGGCCAGGAGAGGCCCAGAUCAGCAGUUCCCGUGGCGAAGCACGCCGAAUCGGAAGUCGGGAAGCAAACGAAGCAGCGAGUGAUGUCACAAGCUGCCAAGCAGGCGGCACGGGAUCGUCUCUGGCCCAGCAAGCCGGCGGGCGUGGGUUUAGGCUCGAAUUUCCGCAAGAAUAGGCCGCCCGUGCCAGAGGAUGCCAAUCACUUGCCGGAUUUCGAGGCCAUGCUGGAGGAGACGGAAUCCGAGGCCUGCAAGUGUCCAGUGCUACUGGAGACUGGCAUCCAGACGAACGAGGCUGAGAUCCGCGACCACAAGCUAAUCAUCGGCGAGGUGAAGAUGCUUUGCCCCUCGGCGCUGUUGGUCGAGCAAAUAGAUCGGGAACGGCUCGAGCUUAGGCGGCAAAGGGAGCGGCAAUCAUCGCGUAGAUUUGCUGCCCACGAGCAGCAGGAGGAACUGCAUCUGGACGAACUGAACGAGUUCUCGUUCCGGAAUGCCGUGACCAAGAGGGCGCCCAAGAAGCCACCAACGUACCAGUACUCUCCCUAUGACAAUCAGUAUCAGAACGUUUUCAAGUCCAUGGACGAUUUCUUCAGCCGGGUGCAGGACUCUGUGCCCAAGUCAGAAUCUGUGGCCAACAUCCAGGAGCGCAUCAAGCGCAAGGAAGAGGAGCUGCUCAGCCUUUUCGACAACGUCGACGUGAACGAAUAAUCUGAAACGGAUCCACACAUCCUAGGAAAUUCUAUGUAAAAUUGUUCGUGCCGUACUAGUAAAGUAGAAGUCCUUUUCAA